AUUUAACAGCCGACGUGCGCGGAAGGCAGAACAAAAGCGCGAAGAUCGUAUGGUGUGAAAACCGCUAAAACGAGUAGCGACAGGGAAAAAGCACACACACAUACACACGCUGACUAAGAAAAAAGACAAAGAGGACUUCAGUGGAUAAGAAGUGCAUUUCAUUGCACAUUCCAGUCUAGUGUACAGUACGAUUUAAGUUGUCGUUGCGUGUGGUUCUUCACCACGGUCCCUCUUCACCGCCGUCCCUCUUCCUCUCCCACACUGUUGCUGUCUCUGUCUCUCUUGCUUUCGCUGUCUGUUCUGUUGCGCGCGCGCUUACGGUGAAAAGUGUUAAAAGUAAAAAGUGUGACCGACCGUAAAGGAUCUGUGUGGCAAGUGUGAUUGUUGUUCGCGGCGCCAACGAGCAGCGUAAUUUGUAACCGUGGCGAAGGAAUUGUCCAACUUAUUAACGUUGCAAGAAAACAGAGCCGAGAUGACACAACAACCGCAAUGGGGCAUAAGCUUAUCAAAGUACUUUAUAUUGCCGCAACGUGUGAUAUUGGCCAUCAUGGGCUUCCUGGCCAUCCUGAAUGCGUACACGAUGCGCGUCUGUCUCUCGCAGGCGAUCACCGUGCUCGUCAUGAAGAAGAACAAUACGGAUGAUGGGGAUGACAGCCAUGCAAUUUGUGAGCCCGAUGACUUGGAUGAAAGCUCCGCCGCCAGCGGUGGCGAAUUUGAGUGGUCCGAGGAGCUGCAGGGCCUGAUUCUAUCUUCGUUUUACAUUGGUUACAUUGUCACGCACGUGCCCGGCGGCCUGCUAGCCGAGAAAUUCGGCGGCAAAUGGACCCUGGGCCUGGGCAUACUCUCGACGGCAGUCUUCACCAUGCUCACCCCACUGGCCAUCAACCUGGGCGGCUCCGACUGGCUGAUUGUCACCCGCGUGCUGAUGGGCCUCGGCGAAGGCACCACAUUCCCGGCGUUGAGUGUCCUGCUCGCUGCCUGGGUGCCGGCUAAUGAACGUGGCAAAUUGGGCGCCUUGGUCCUCGGUGGCGGUCAAGUGGGCACCAUUAUGGGCAACAUGCUGUCGGGCGUGUUUCUCGACUCCUACGAUUGGUCAUUUGUGUUCUACUUCUUUGGCGGUCUCGGCGUUAUUUGGUUUGUCAUAUUUGUCUUCCUGUGCUUCAGCGACCCCAGCAGCCAUCCGUUCAUCAAGCCCAGCGAGCGCGAGUACCUCGUCAAGGAGAUCGGCACAAUUGGACGCAACGAGAACCUGCCACCGACACCCUGGAAGGCCAUUCUAACCAGUUUACCCAUGUUCGCACUUGUCAGUGCCCAAAUCGGACACGAUUGGGGCUUCUAUAUCAUGGUAACGGAUCUGCCCAAAUAUAUGGCCGAUGUGCUGCAGUUCUCGAUUAAGGCAAACGGUCUGUAUUCCUCUCUGCCGUACGUGAUGAUGUGGAUCGUGUCGGUGGGCAGCGGCUUUGUGGCAGAUUGGAUGAUCCGUCGCGGCAUCAUGAACACAACAAACACCCGUAAGCUGAUGACGGGACUCGCUGCCUUUGGACCGGCUAUUUUCAUGGUGGGCGCCUCAUACGCCGGCUGCGAUCGCGUCCUCGUCGUGGUGCUCUUCACCAUUUGCAUGGGCCUGAUGGGCGCCUACUAUGCGGGCAUGAAGCUCAGUCCGCUGGACAUGAGUCCCAACUAUGCCGGCACUCUGAUGGCCAUUACGAACGGCAUUGGAGCCAUCACGGGCGUGAUCACGCCCUAUCUGGUUGGAGUCAUGACGCCGAACGCCUCGCUGCUCGAGUGGCGCACCGUCUUCUGGGUGGCCUUUGGUGUGCUCUUCAUCACGGCCAUUGUCUACUGCAUUUGGGCAUCCGGCGAGGUGCAGCCGUUCAACGAUGCGCCCAUCGAGCCGCGCAGCGUCGACUUCGAGGCCGAGGAGCGCAAGCCGGAGCCCAAACUGAAGGCCAUGCAGCACAGCUCCUAGAGUCCACGUACCCAAAGUGCCAUAACCGUGCUGUGCUCCAGCUCUUAUACAUAUCUAUAUACAUAUAUGUGGCUGUUUAUGGUACAUCACUUUUGAUGCAUUCGUCAUGGAAGCUCCCGAAGACAUUGUUAAUGUACACCGUACAUCUUGCGAUCAACUAAUUGCAAUUGCUAGUUUUAUAGUAUGCCAAAUUGUCGGCCCCCAGUGCGCUGUCUAACUAAGUAUAUAUAGUAUCUAUAAUCCUUAAGCCUUCAGCUGCAGAUCCCUAGCCCAACUGCCCCGCUCUCCUCAGCUCCGAUUAAGCGAAUUUACUUUAUAUAUAUAUGUGCCUUGUAUAUUUGCCUGUUAAACCGUUACCCCCAACACCCACCCCUCUCCCUCGGCCCUCUGCAGCCAUUUACUCUCUUAAUUAUUAUUUAGUAUUUAAUCGAAAAGAAAUUCAAUUUUAGGCUAGUAAAAGAAGAAAAUUAAUAACAAAAAUAAGAUUAUAGAUUGUAUCUAAUUUGUAUUGCGAAAUGUAAAAACAACCCAAUUUAAUUAUUGUACGAAAUUUUUUAAUUGUUGAUCAAUGUGUAACGUUAUCGUUAAAACAUAAUUGUUUUUAUAAUGUUAGUCCAAAUAAAGUGCAUAAACCAAUUAA
Molecule: messenger RNA, 2609 nt
Organism: Drosophila montana
Lineage: Eukaryota; Metazoa; Arthropoda; Insecta; Diptera; Drosophilidae
Gene: dmGlut
Product: Dietary and metabolic glutamate transporter
Exons: 3
Coding region: 473-1969 (498 amino acids)
Biological process (GO): monoatomic anion transport; transmembrane transport
Cellular component (GO): plasma membrane
Molecular function (GO): transmembrane transporter activity
Source: RefSeq, a predicted model, not a curated record